AUGCUUGUGAUAAACAAGUUUAUGCUAUUCGUUCUACUAUGCGUCGCUAUUGCCUUCGCUAAGCCGGCGCCAGAUCCGCAGAUUGUCGCAGGCUUUGCGGACUCCAUGACCUCCGGCACUAUUGUCUCGCCGUGGGGUGGGAAUCUGGGUGGAUCGUGGACCAACCCCUACGGAAGCUUCACCAACUCCUACAGCGGCUAUGGACGAUACAGCAAUGCUGCCGGCUUCUUGUAA
Bursaphelenchus xylophilus (pine wood nematode) is the source of this 234-nucleotide messenger RNA. The record is from the annotation of a GenBank genome assembly. NCBI's taxonomy places the organism in Eukaryota, Metazoa, Nematoda, Chromadorea, Rhabditida, Aphelenchoididae.